Knipowitschia caucasica is the source of this 279-nucleotide messenger RNA. The record is from the annotation of a GenBank genome assembly. NCBI's taxonomy places the organism in Eukaryota, Metazoa, Chordata, Actinopteri, Gobiiformes, Gobiidae.
AUGAGAGGAGGGGAGAACGCAGAGAAGGAAGAGACAAAAGGCGGAAAGGAAGAAGAGACGACGAAGAGAAUAGAGACAGGAGGAAAGAAAGGAAGAGAAGAAGAGGGACAGGAGGAGAGGAAGAAGAGAAAAGACGAGAAGGAAGAAGAGAAGAAGAAUGAGGAAGAAGAGAGAAGACAGAAAGAAAAGACAGAAGCUGACAGGAGAAAGCGAAGGCGGGAAGAGAUACGAGGGGAACGCAGAGGAGGUGGAGAGGGUGGAGAGGUGGGGAUGAGAUAG